Messenger RNA from Ornithodoros turicata, 3903 nucleotides. RefSeq names its product GRIP1-associated protein 1-like. The transcript has 24 exons. Gene Ontology annotation, cellular component: glutamatergic synapse; postsynaptic recycling endosome; extrinsic component of postsynaptic early endosome membrane. Gene Ontology annotation, biological process: regulation of modification of synaptic structure; regulation of neurotransmitter receptor transport, endosome to postsynaptic membrane; regulation of recycling endosome localization within postsynapse. The coding region runs from base 61 to 2454 and encodes 797 amino acids. NCBI's taxonomy places the organism in Eukaryota, Metazoa, Arthropoda, Arachnida, Ixodida, Argasidae. The record is from RefSeq and is a predicted model, not a curated record.
UCCGGUGAAAACAAAAACAAGAAAAUCACUUGUGGCGCCACCUGCACCAAAGAUGUGAAGAUGGCGGCUACGCUGUCUGACGAUGAGUUCCAGCGCUUACAGACGCAGCUUCUUGAACUGCGAAGCACGAACUACAACUUGGACGAAACUUGCAAACGGCAACAACAAGAGCUCUUUACCGUGAAGCACCAUCUCGAGGAGCACAGGAAGGAGCUGUCAAAACUCAACCAGACUCUGAGCCGUAGCAAGAAGGCCAAAGAGAUAGAGAAGCUGUUAUCAGACAAUGGAAUUCUUCAGCGCAAGCUGCAGAGCCAAGAAGACGAGUUUCGUCUUCAAAAUGAAACUCUCAUUCAGGAGCUUUCUGCAGUCGUCACACAAAAUGAAAACUUGAUGAAAAAGAUAGAAGAACUGGAGGGAACAUCGACACGCAGACGGAGCUCCGAAUCUGCAGCAGGUGAUGCCCGUCAAGAAGAGUUGUGGAGGCUCCAGGCAGAGAACUCUGCCUUGCAAAAAUCAAUUUCAGAACUGCGUGGCGACAAGGAACAUGGAGGUCGAAUCCCAGCCCUGGACCAUCCAUUGCGAGUGGAUGGUGAAGACGGUCUGUCCGAGUCCAUCAGCCCUCUAGAUGCGAGGAUCCAACUCAACAUCGAAAUUGAAGAGAAAACAAUGUUGAAGAACCAGAUGCAGCAAAUGGAGGCAAAGUAUAAAGAGCAGCUGGUAUCCGUCGAAGAACAAAAUGAGAAGCUGGUGGAACGGCUGAAAAGGAAACACGAGAGUUUUUUGCAGAUACAACAAGAAAAAGACAGCAUGUAUGCAGAAAACAAGAGGGCCUUUGAGGCCAUGCAAGUCACAAAGGACCAAGAAAUUCAGCAGCUGAAGGAACUAUGUCAGCGGCUGCAGACACAGUUGAACAAUGUGCAGCUGGCGCAGCAAGACCUGAAACAGUCGAGCUCUGUCACCAUUGAGAGGCUUCAAGACACAGUUACUGAGCUGCAGACAAAGUUGAAUAGUGCAUCUACUGAAAUGAUGCAACAAGUCAUAGCCGAGAAGGCAUCAUUGGAGACUGCACUUGCAGAAGCGCUGCAAAGGCAUGAGAGGGCAGAAACUGAGCUCAGUUCAGCCCUCAAGAUGAACGAGGAAAUGGGAGCCAGAAUCAUUCUCCUACAAAACACCAUAGAGGGCCUGGAAGACGCAUCGAGGAGCAGCGCAAUGGCAGCAUCAGAGGCUAACAAGGUAGCCGAGAAACGUCGACAGCUAGUGGAGGAAAUAGGAGCUCACCUUCUAGAAGAGGAAACAAAGCACAGGGAAGCAGUGCAGAAACUCACAGACGAAUAUAACACUACAACUCAGGCCCUUCAAGCUCAGCUGGAAGCUGAGAAGACAAAGACAGUUCGGUUGAAGGAAGCGGAAGCAGCUGUGGAGAAUUACAGGGCUGCCAUGCUUUCCCUGAGAGAAGAAGUGACAAACCUCCGGGACAAUGCGCUGCAGCACAUGAGGGACAUGCAAGCUGACAUCGACAGAUACAAAUCGGAAACGGAAGAGUGCAUGUCCACUUUUCAACAAGAUGGGGCCAAACUGAAAGCUGCAAUGGAAGAAAAAGUCAAGGAUUUGACUAUCCAGCUAGAGAUCUGUAAUAGUCAAAAAUGUGAAUUUGAGGAAGAAGUCAAAAAGCUGAAGCAGGAAAUAAAAGACAGCAUAGAGGACAGGAAGAUUCAAGACAAGAAAGGAUUGUCAAUGGUGAAAGAGUUAAAGCGUCAGUUGCAGACAGAAAGGAGGAGGGCUGACAGGCUCCAGGAGCGAUUGCAGGAACUGCUCAAUGAACCAGGCUUAGGCCGAUCAGAAGAGCUGUUCCAGCCAGUGAACUAUGAAGAGCGGCAGAGAGGAGAUUCAAGCAGUAUCGGCUCUUGGAGUUACGUUUCGGGCAACAAUGAAAACUCCAAGGAUAGCAGUAAAGAUAGUACAAACAAUAACAGCAAUGGGCACUCUUCAGGUGCUGAGCAGCAUAUUCCUGUCCGUAUGACAACACGCAAGCCAUCUCCGGGACUCCUGGAGCAAGAGAACAAUGACCUGCUGGGGCGCCUAGCAGCUCUUCAGGAGGAGAAGUGGGUUCUUGAAGAAAAGAUAAACCACCUAGAAGUCAGCAACUCCGCCAUGGCAGAGGACCUUGUCAGCAAGACAGCUAUUAUCCAGUAUUACUGCAUGGAUCACAAAUACGAGUCAGGCAGCACGCAGCAUAUGCCAAUGCCUGAUAAGCCUGCAGUGAAGCGCCUGGUCGAUUUCCUAAAAGACAAAGGCGACGAUAAUCUUAAGGAAAUCAACCGCCGCAUGCAGGGAAUGCUCGAAGAAACCCUAAUCAAAAACAUGCACCUUCAAAAGGACAUGGAGAUCCUAUCGAAGGAGCUACAUCAGAUACAGCAAGUGAAGAAUCCAGAAGUGAUAGCGGCAAAGACCUAAGGUCAUUCCAGCAUGGAAUGCCCUUGAGAUCUGAAGGCUUACUCAUGAGUCACAGGAACCCCAAAGGCCUUUCAAGAAAAGUACACCUAUCCCAAUGGUGUACAAAGUGUACAUCAUGACAUCUAAGAAUCUCUUUUUCAGAAUCGCUACUUUUUGGAAUGUGAGAUCAGCUAUCUCGUCUGUGACUCAAAGGGAGUAACCUCAAAUGCAAGGCCAGCCCAUGAUCUGCAUCUCACGGAUAUGCGAGACUCAGUGGCAGAUACAGGAUGGCCCCCCAAAAAUGUCACUUUAUAUACAUUGGAUUUCCCUCUCUCCUCUCCCCCACUACACGCUCCGCCAAAGAAACCGCUCCGCUCCCCCCAAACAGAGGGGGUCUGGACAACGCCAACUAGAUACAAAAGGCCUGCUUAUUGCAGCUACUCCUCCUCCUUCGCUACGUGGACAUACAUAGUCAGAAUUCGUCUGCUACUGCAAUUCGCCUUUCUGCGAAUUCAAGAACCCGCAAAUGAUUGCAGCUAACUUGGAACCUGCAGACCUGAAUAUUUGGACAAAGAGUGCAAGACACUUUCCAGAAAAUCAGUUUUGCGAAAGAUUGGGGCCGUUUGCGCUUUAUUUCCAAGUUUUCCCAUUUAGUGCGCGGGGACGUACAAUCACCACUCGCAGAUGACGGUGGUUCGUCUUCAUGGCCAUGACCUGUGAAAGCACGUUCGUGAUUCGCUGCUGGCGUUCCAAACAUGAUCCUGAUUGGAUGACUGUUAGUUGUUACGUCACGUCGGCGAGUAAGCAGGCUUUCUCUAUCUAGUGGUGUUGGUCUGGAUCCGCUGCUGGCGAGACUUCAGGUUCAAAUUAUAAACUUUGCCAUUGGAUAUACCUGCCACUCUAUUUGAGUAAGAUGUGCAGUUUCAAGUUUGCUAGUAGUUUUGCUCUAUCAUUUCUUGUCUGAACACCCAGAUUUCUUGUUCCUUCUGUAAUGCUGUGAAGGUAAUUGAAUAUUUCAUUCCGUGAAGGGAAAUUUUUGCACUUUAGUGUCCUUUUAAGCGAGAUCGGCAGUGCCUUGUGCCAGUGGUGCAAAGUCCUCUCUAUGUAUAAGGAGUCCUUCAGAGUUGUAAAGAACCCCUACUUCGAACGAGUUUUAGCUGCGCGUGUAUCAGGGGUGUCAGAUGUGUACAUUGUUUUCCAUUUUGUACCACUUAGACGAGUAGAUGCACGAUUUAUUUGCCGAUAGAUGCAGACGUUUUGUAGGUAUACUGUUUUAGAUCUGCUUCUACAAUUAGUUUGAAUUGUGCCCCAUCUACAAUAAUGGUUCGUUUCUGAACUUGAUCAAGUAAGUUUUGCUGAGUGCCUGCAAGGGACCCUCAAGAAUGACGAGCCUUGGUACGCAAUAAUAUAUAGAUUGUAUAUUAUUAGCCAAUGAGAGCAAAAUAAAGUGGAUUGCUUAUCCAAUUUGCA